Molecule: messenger RNA, 1059 nt
Organism: Penicillium antarcticum
Lineage: Eukaryota; Fungi; Ascomycota; Eurotiomycetes; Eurotiales; Aspergillaceae
Exons: 3
Coding region: 1-1059 (352 amino acids)
Molecular function (GO): oxidoreductase activity, acting on the CH-OH group of donors, NAD or NADP as acceptor
Source: RefSeq, a predicted model, not a curated record
AUGGCUCCUGUAGAGGUGGGAUCUAUGGUGCUAGUGACCGGUGGCAACGGCUUUAUUGCCGCCCACUGCAUCGCAACUCUUUUAUGCUCCAAGUAUCGCGUUCGGGCGACAGUGCGCUCCGUUGAGAAAGGAGAGGCUACGCGCAGGUCUCUGAACGCUGGUGGAGUUAGCAAUCUUUCUCUCCUUGAAAUCGCUGUUGUGCCCGAUCCAACCGAUCUCAAGGCUUUCGCUGCCACACUCGAAGGUUGUCAGUCAAUCUUGCAUUUGGCGUCUGCGUUCAAUUACGAUGCAGUCCCUGGAGAAUUUGAAGAAAAGCUCAUGAUCCCCGCGGUCAAGGGUACACAGGUCGUCUGCGAGGCUGCUCGGUUGAAUCAGAAUGUUCGCCGUGUUGUGAUCAUGUCGAGUUUUGCAAGCGUUUAUGAUGCAAGUCUGGGCCUGCAACCGGGGCGUGUCUAUACUGAAAAGGACUGGUGUCCAUUGACCUAUGAAGACGGCGUGAAUGCAUCGAUGGUGCCCAUUGCGUAUCGCGCGUCCAAAGUUGUUGCAGAGCGCGCUGCUUGGGAUUACAUCCGUGACAACCCAGUUCAAUAUCAGCUGAUGACGCUAUGCCCUGGAAUGGUUUUCGGCCAGAUGAUCCACCCGAUUUCCUCUCUUUCCCAUCUCAACGCCAGCAAUCAGAUUAUCUGGCAGGUCAUGAGUGCAGGAAAGGAUGCCAAGCUUCCACCCACCAAAGCUCCUGUCUGGAUUGAUGUGGAGGAUUUGGCCGAAACAAGUUUGAAAACAUUAACAUUCUCAGGCACCGGCAAUGAGAGGUUUCUGGUAACCCAGGGGUCCUAUGAUACGCAAGAGGUUGCCGAUAUUAUUCGUUCUAGGCUUUCGGACAGGCAUCGUGCUCCAGUGGGCGAGCCUGGGAAGCGCAUUGCGGCUACACACUACUCAUGCAAUUCUUCAAAAGCACAGGAGCUUUUAGCGAUGAAUUUUCGAACACUGGAGGAGUCAAUAAUUCCAUUGGCGCAUCAGCUUUAUGACAUGGAGGGAAUUUGUGCCAGUACCAUUUAA